Messenger RNA from Aureobasidium subglaciale EXF-2481, 459 nucleotides. RefSeq lists its product as uncharacterized. The transcript has a single exon. The coding region runs from base 1 to 459 and encodes 152 amino acids. NCBI's taxonomy places the organism in Eukaryota, Fungi, Ascomycota, Dothideomycetes, Dothideales, Saccotheciaceae. The record is from RefSeq and is a predicted model, not a curated record.
AUGGCCCAACAAACACUCAAACGCAUAAUCUCCGAGCACAAGAACCUCCAAUCCGAGCAACAUCUAAACAACUACACAGCAUGCCCAUCAGAAUCCUCACUAUUCUCCUGGACAGCAAUCAUCACCGCCCCUGCCACCUCCGCAUACCCCUCUCAAACCUUCCACCUUAACAUCAAUUUACCAGACACCUACCCCCGUCAUCCCCCCACAAUGACCUUUACAACUCCAAUCUUCCACCCAAACAUUGAAGCAAACGGGGAAGUGUGGCUAGCAGAAUUUCAAGCGCGGAAUUGGAGUCCUGCAUUUACAAUCAGGGUUUUGUUGAUUUCUUUGCAGGUUAUGCUUGGGGAGCCGAAUGUUGAGGAGGGUUGUGUGGGGAAUGAGGAAGCUGCGAGGUUGUGGAGGGAGGAUAGGGAGGGGUUUAUGGAAAAGGUGAGGAAUUGUGAUGGAGAUGUAUGA